Porites evermanni is the source of this 348-nucleotide messenger RNA. The record is from the annotation of a GenBank genome assembly. NCBI's taxonomy places the organism in Eukaryota, Metazoa, Cnidaria, Anthozoa, Scleractinia, Poritidae.
UGGUUGGUUUUGCGUUUUGCUGGCUUCCAGUCUGCAUCAUCGUACAGGGUACCCACUUUGCCUCGACAGGUUUACCCUAUAUACCGAUUCUUGAUCUAUUUUAGCAGUACUACCACCCGCUUUAUAUAUGGUGUAACUAACAGGCAUUUCAGGAGAGGAAGUAAAGUUAUUCUGAGGAAAGUAUUUAGUCAGAAAUCAUCCUAAAAGCAAAAAAGAUCUAUGUUUGCCGCACCCAUCUGUUAAAUCGGCCCACAAAAAUCAAGUAAUUAAAGAUCUUCAGUUAAUUGAUUUACUUUAUUAUUUAAGACAAUUGCUGUUCAAGCGAUGUGUUUAAUUAAAGUUUAUUAA